GACUACAGAGAGAUUCGUCAAUAUAGUUAAAGUUGUUGGAGUCGUUGAAGUCGUUGAAGUCGUCGAAGUUGUUGAAGUUGUCGAAGUUGUUGAAGUUGUCGAGGUUGUUGAAGUCAUUGAAGCCGCCCUAUUUUAUCCCAGUGAAGGCGCCGCCUACUAUCAAAGUCAAGACGACGGGUCAACGACAGAUGACUCCUCAGCGCCUCCUUGCACGCCGCCCGAGACGUCGUUAUCGCCUUCUCCUUCUAUUUCUUCUCUAAGUGCCUUCACUCCUGAGCCGCAUACUUCUGGUCCGGCUGAGUGGACCUAUAAAGAAUUCGAACAAGGGAUCGCUCAUGAUCCUUCCCUCGUUUCCGCCUGCGUUCGCGCCCUGGAAUUGAUUAAGCGCGGCGAAGCUCCUCCCAAGGAGUUGGUUCGCGAGUUCGUCCAACCCGGAAAGCCGGGUUUCGUUUGUGCAGUGCGAGGCUGCGAUUGGAAUCGAAAGGGAUGGAAACGCGAGGAUCGUGGCAUCGCUCACGUGCUCAGAGAGCAUCUCCGCAUCCUGAAGUAUCCCUGCAAUGAAUGGUAA
Molecule: messenger RNA, 568 nt
Organism: Acaulospora colombiana
Lineage: Eukaryota; Fungi; Glomeromycota; Glomeromycetes; Diversisporales; Acaulosporaceae
Source: the annotation of a GenBank genome assembly